This is a messenger RNA of Durio zibethinus, 2018 nucleotides long. Its product is annotated as BTB/POZ domain-containing protein At1g63850-like. The record is from RefSeq and is a predicted model, not a curated record. NCBI's taxonomy places the organism in Eukaryota, Viridiplantae, Streptophyta, Magnoliopsida, Malvales, Malvaceae.
CCCUCCCCAUAUCGCAUCCGUACAGAAACAAUCAAGUCGCCUUCUAGUUAUGCCACCUGUCCUCUGAAACUAGUGAAAAUCGUCCCCCAUUUCGUUCCAUAGCUCCCGCGGCAUGUGUACCUUCUCGUUUCCUCAUCCAAAUCCAAAAUUAGAAGAAAUUCAUCUAUAAACUCCCCGAUGAUACCAAACGGCUCACGAAAGCGUCAGCGCGUGCCCCACCACCACAACUCUGCCAUGCGCAUCUUCUCCACCGCCGCAAUCUUCGAAACCUUCCCCGACAAAAGCAUCUCUGAAUCCUCCGAAAAUCUUCGCUGUACCUCGUUGUUGUCCACCAUAUCCUCCGCCAAAGCCAUCACCACCAUUCCCAACACCAUUACCUCCUCGUUCAACGACCCCUCCACCGCUGAUGUCGUCCUUCGCCUCUUCGUCGACCAUUCCCUCGUUCCUUACUCCACCCCUUUGGAUUCCUCCGAUCAAUCCGACAUCCAGAUCUAUCUCCACUCCCGCGUCAUCGGCCGCGCCAAGUAUUUCGCGGCGCUUUUAUCUGACCGUUGGCAACACCAAACAAACGCCGACACAAAUAGCAACAAUGCCGCCGCAGAUUCCAGAAAUAACCUAGUUUAUUUAAACCUUGGCGUUAUCGACGAUCAAAACUCCAUAACCGUCCAUUUAACCGUCCUUCAACUACUUUACACGAACGAUUUCGCUACCGUCAUCGACUCAGCCUCCACCGCACUCGAAAUCCUCCCCGUGGCUCUGGAAUUACUCUUCGAAGAUUGCGUAAAAUCAUGCGUGCAAUUCUUGGAAGCCGUGCCAUGGAGUGAUGAGGAGGAGAAGAGGGUUUUAAGGUUGAUCCCUUUAUUGCGUGAGGAAGAAUCAAAGGAACUUCUCGCCAGAGUUUCACCGGGGAAAGAUGAUUCUUGUGAAGAAAUGUUGCACGGCUUGAUUAUAGCGGCGAUUCAUAACCAUCCCAAUAUGGCGUUUGUUAAGGCAUUUGUCGCUAAGCUUCUGAGGGAUUUUCCCUUGCGGGAAUCUGCAAGGAGGGUUUUGGAGAGGGCAUUCGAGGUGAGUUUGAAGAUUGUGAAGGAGAGUUUGGAGGAGUAUUCGAGCCCUGAUUUUAGAGGGGAUCAUAAUGAGACGGAGGCGAUACAGAGGUUGAAUUUGCAUACGGCGAUGACUAAUGGGAGGCAUUUGUUGUGGUUGGUGGAGAGGAUGAUUGAGUUGAGGGUGGCAGAUACGGCUGUGAAGGAAUGGAGUGAGCAGGCUACAUUUACAGCGGAUUUGCAGAGAGCGUUUAGGGAUGAUGCUUGGAGGAAUAUUGUUCCGGGACUCCCUGCUGUCGUUCUCCGGUGUACUUGUAAGCUCGCCAAUGCAGUUGCUGCCGGAACAAUAUUGGCUGCUAAACAGGUUAGAAUGAAGCUUGUCAAAGACUGGCUUCCUGUUCUGAUAGUGUGUAAAGACAAUGUCUCAACUAUGCUGCCUAGUCAUAAAACGCUGUACCUGGAAUUAGAGGAGACAUUCCUGAGAAUCAUCUCAACACUACCAAUGUCAGAUGCACAAGUGUUGUUGCAGCAAUGUCUCAGCUUCUCAACCAGAAAUGUUGAAGAUUGCCCCCACUUGGUCACAGCUUUCAAUACUUGGUUUCGCAGGGCAACACAACCUCCUCAACUGGAAAAUCUUGAUUAGAAAAAAGAGUGGUAUUUGCGUAUGGUGGUGGUAGGUGGAUAGUCACCCCUUCAGUGCUGCUUUGGUCAUGGAGGUUUAGUUUCUCUGUUGACUUGUGUUCAUAUAAUAAGCUGAUCUCAUAUGUCAAAUCUCUUUUAAAUAUUUUCUAAGAAAAUAAAAAUUAAUCGUGUAAAUGCGGGUCAAAAAGAUGGGUGGGCGGGUGACUUAUCCGUAUAUUCUGGUUUGGUCUCUAAUUGAGAAAGAAAAUUCAAAACUUUUCUAGUUUUGUUCUGUUGGACUUUAAAAAUCUCUAAUUUUCUUGAUUUAUCUAAUAGCAAGUCCAUUAUUGGCAC